Messenger RNA from Chinchilla lanigera (long-tailed chinchilla), 2311 nucleotides. It is a transcript of the gene Rnf212, whose product is annotated as ring finger protein 212. The transcript is spliced from 11 exons. Bases 361 to 1146 code for a protein of 261 amino acids. The record is from RefSeq and is a predicted model, not a curated record. Gene Ontology annotation, cellular component: synaptonemal complex. NCBI's taxonomy places the organism in Eukaryota, Metazoa, Chordata, Mammalia, Rodentia, Chinchillidae. Gene Ontology annotation, biological process: homologous chromosome pairing at meiosis; reciprocal meiotic recombination; protein sumoylation. Gene Ontology annotation, molecular function: SUMO transferase activity.
CUCGCGCCGCGCUAGAGGCCUGCCCUCCCGGGCCUACUGCCCACGUGAGUGCCCACUGGGCGCCACCUGGGCCCGACAGGACAGCCAUUCUGCCGCGUGAGGACCGCUGCGGUAGACGCUAGGCGACGGCUCCUUCUGCGGGCCCUUGGUCCGUGGUUUCGUUAUCUCUGCUUGUGCUUAGGGAGUUAAACUCCACUGUACGCAGGCGCAGAGCGCAGAGCGCCCCACCUCACACCUCCACUGGACUCGCACACCCGUUUUGGCGGGCUGUCUCAGUGCGCAGGCGCCAAGUCCGCAGAGCGCAGGCGCAGAGCUGCCGCAGCGUGUUGGAGCCUCGGUGGCUUCACAGACUCACCCGGCAUGGCCAGCUGGGUGUUCUGCAACCGCUGCUUCCAGCCGCCGCACAGGAAGUCGUCCUUCAGCCUGACCAGCUGCGGGCACGUGUACUGUGACGCCUGCCUCCGCAAAGGCAAAAAGGACGAAUGUGUGAUUUGUAAAGUUCCUUGUCGGACACUUCUACUCACAAAACAUACUGACUCAAGCAUCCAGGCAUUCUUCAUGGGCAUAGACAGCCUGUGUAAGAAGUACUCGCAGGACACUGCCCAGAUUUCAGAGUUCCAAGACAAGCACAGGAGGAGGCUGCUUGCCUUCUAUCGAGAAAAGAUCUCACAGCUGGAAGAGUCGCUCAGGAAGUCAGUGCUGCAACUGGAACGGCUACAGAGUAUAAAAUCGUCACAACAAACAGCUUUCCACACCAUAAAGAGUUCAGUUGCAACAAAGGCAGAUGGGCAUGUAUGGCUGCCACCUGACGCAUCUGCCCCUGACAGGGUGGAGUUGAUGGAGGUUGACCUUACUCCUCCAGUAAGGAAGCCUGAGGUCACAGUGGGCCCUGUGAGAAUCUCUGUGAUUAGUCCACCUCAGGAUGGACGGAUGGGCAGUGUCUCCUACUUGGGCCCUCAGCAUCCAGCCCUGACACCCAGCCCAACGCCCAGCCAGACGAGCGUGUCGAAGGCUCUCAGGGACAAACUGGGGUUAUGUUUCCUGCAAAGCUCUGGACGUCACUGUCUCCUCUCCUCUCUGCCUCCAGGCCUUGUGGAGGUGCGUCCAGUAAGUCUUUAUGCACAGAAGCUGGGCUGGCCCAUGUAGGGGAGCUCAGGGGUUGAGUGUGCCUGCCAUGCCUGAGGUCCCCAGUGCCCUCUCCACACUGCAGAAAGGGAGAAAGGAGGAGGAAAUGGUGGCCAGCUGGGUAAGGCCCUGAGACCAGAGCUCACUCACUGGGCAGUGCCCUCCUCUUGGGCGAGUAGGCGCCCACACUUGGUCUGAGCAUUGAGGGCCAGUGGUCUGUACAGAAGGUGGAUCCUGCGAGCCCCUUCCCUGCCAGGCAAUUUCUGAGCUCUGCUGCCUGCUGACCUACAGCUUGUCCUGCCUCACCUGUGCCUGCCCAACUCCUGGAGCUCAUGGCUUUCCACACCAUCUGCUGGCAGACUACUGUGACGAGCUGCUUUUGCUCCCCAGGGACACAGCUUCCCCUUCCUCAGUGCCUGCUGCCCAGCGUCGUCACUCCCAUCUAAUUCACUGUCCUUUUUUUAUUUUUAAAUUUUGAGAUAGAGUCUAGGUAAGUUACCCAGCAAGACCCAAACUCACAAUCGUCCUGCCUCAGCCCAUUUCAGGGCUAGAAUUAGCAGUUGUGGGCCACCAUGCCCGGCUUCUCUGCCGAGUUCUGUUGUGUGGUUUGUUUUUUGUUUUUUUGUUUUUUUUGGUACCAGGAAUCAAACUCAGGACCUUGUGCUUGCCAGGCUUCUGCCCAGUUCUGUGGUGGUGUGUGCCACAUCCCUGUUGUCUGUCCCUCUCUGGCCCGGGGCAGGCAGAGUGGGCCUGGACCAGCAGAGACGCACUAGCGGCAUGUGGGUACUGAGUGUGUCUGAAUUGAGUGUGGAGGAUGACACAGUGCCAUUGCCUUGAAGAGGAGGUUGCUGCUCAAGGUUUUGAGGAGGAAGGAGCCUCAGGAGACAGAAGGAGCAGGCAGCGUGGGCAUAACCCUAUAUGCGUGCUCUGGGCAGGCUGGGGUGGCACUUGUUGUGUGUGAGUUACAUAAAGGAGGGGUGGGGCACAGGCUCUGAGCUGUGGACUCAGCGGAGAAAGGCCUGUCCAGGGCAGGCUGUCUGCUGACUCCAGGACUUCGCUGCACUGUGGCUGUCAGCCUGGGCAUGGCAUGGGCCUUGCUGGUCCUGUGUACUGAGUGUGCUUUUGAUUCUGCCUGGGUGAUUAUCAUCAGAGAUGUGUGUUGCAUCUGUGACUCUGUUGAAUUCAU